Molecule: messenger RNA, 489 nt
Organism: Penicillium maclennaniae
Lineage: Eukaryota; Fungi; Ascomycota; Eurotiomycetes; Eurotiales; Aspergillaceae
Product: Pre-mRNA-splicing factor cwf19
Exons: 1
Coding region: 1-489 (162 amino acids)
Biological process (GO): mRNA splicing, via spliceosome
Cellular component (GO): post-mRNA release spliceosomal complex
Source: RefSeq, a predicted model, not a curated record
AUGUACCACGACCAGGGGCGGGAUGUGAUCUUUUAUGAGAAUGCAGCUCACCCCCAACGUAAACGGCACGCAUCUAUGGAGGCAAUUCCUCUACCCUAUAGCCUCGGAGAGACCUCUCCUGCAUUUUUCAAGGAAGCCAUUUUGAGCGCUGAGUCUGAAUGGUCACAACACCGCAAGCUCAUCGACACCCUGGCCAAAGCGAAGCAGGGACUUGGAAGAUCUGCCUUCCGCCGCACCCUCGUGAAGGAAAUGCCUUACUUCCAUGUCUGGUUUGAGCUUGACGGUGGCCUUGGGCACAUUGUGGAGGAUGAGAAUCGCUGGCCCAAGGGAGAUCUGUUCGCAAGAGAGGUCAUUGGAGGCAUGCUCGAUGCGGCUCCGGAUGUGAUCAAGCGGCAAGGCCGUUGGAAUCGGGGUGGUGAUCGCCGGGUGGAACCAUUCAGGAAACGUUGGAAAAAGUUUGACUGGACUCGCAUUCUUCUUGAGGGAUAG